Messenger RNA from Amorphotheca resinae ATCC 22711, 724 nucleotides. RefSeq lists its product as hypothetical. The annotation marks the transcript as partial. Lineage: Eukaryota; Fungi; Ascomycota; Leotiomycetes; Helotiales; Amorphothecaceae. The record is from RefSeq and is a predicted model, not a curated record. The transcript has 2 exons.
CCGCGGGAACCAAGGUAUAAAAGGGUUGACAAUAGACGUUAUAUAUAACGGGGCCAGAGAUGAACACUAUGAAUUCUACCACUUGGCAGAGGGUAGCUUUAACUACCUCAUCCCGAAGUAUAGGCACAUACCAGGAAACACGGCGUCAGAUGAGUCCUUGUUCUGGGCCAGGCAGAGACUGCAGUCUUGCCUUGGGCAACAUAAUGCGUGUCCGAACCAUGAGGAGACGAUUUUGCCAAGAAGGGUGCUCGACCUUGGUCUGUCUACCAACACUGACGAUUACACUGGAGAUCUAAAGCUGCGCCAGGCCCUAGACGAACGUUCACCGUACUUUUGCCUCAGCUAUUGCUAGGGUACUAGUCAUUCAUUCAAAACAACCUCGGCGACACUUGAAGAGUACUUAAAUAAGAUUUGUUAGUCUUCGCUUCCCAAAACAUAUCGCGAUGCUAUCGUGUUUACCCGUCGAAUGGGCGUUCGAUACCUUUGGAUUGAUUCGAUGUGCAUUAUUCAGGACAACCAGGAGGAUUGGGAAGUAGAGUCGGCAACUAUGUGCAGCAUCUUUCAAAACGCAACUUUGGUCCUUGUAGCGACAGCCUCGUCGGAUGCUCAUGGCGGUUGCUUCUCUAGCGUCCCGUUACACAGCUGGCAUCAAAAGGUUUGGGGAGAACCCGACGACGCAGAUCACAACGUGUACCUUCGUAAGCAAAUUAGACACGAACCAUUU